AUGGCCCUGAAGCUUCUGGGCCACCAGAGUCUCCUGAGCGACGCCCCGCGAAUUUUUGUCGUGGGGCUUGUGCUCUAUGCCGUCGGACUCGUGGCCUACAGGCUCCUGUUCCACCCCCUCAGAAACAUUCCUGGCCCAUGGUACGCUGCAGCCACUUAUUGGUAUGAGUUCUACCAGGAUGUCAUCCUGGACGGCCAUUUCAUCAAGGAUUACCCCAAACUCCACGCUAAGUAUGGUGAGGUCUACGGAAAUGGCACCAAGUACACCAAGGACCCUGAUUUCUUCCAGAGCGGAGGCGGUAUCAAGUAUUCCAUCAUCAUGUUGAUUGAUCCUGAGGCGCACAAGCAGCGCAGGAACACUGUGAAGUCAAUUUUCUCGCCAAAACAGAUGGAUCAGUUGGCCCCCGUCGUUCUUGACGUCGUCAAGAGGGCCAUGGCAAGGGCCCAGAGGUCAUUCGAGAAGGGAGAAGCUAUCAGCAUGCAGCCCUUCUGGCAGGCCGUGACAGUCGAUACCAUUAUGCCUGUCCUAUUCGACAGAAACAUGAACUUGGUUGACCAGGAUGAGGAGUUUCCCCCCUUCUUGGACAUCAUGGAAAAGUUUGCAGAGAACUUCCUGAUUACGAAGCACUUUCCGUUUCUCAUUCAUCUUGCCAUGGCUAUUCCUAUGAGCAUCGCUCAAAAGCUACUGCCGGGAUAUGCUCAGUUCCGCCACCAAUGUUCCGAGUGGAUUCAGGAGAUUGAAGACAAGCAAAACGCUGGAAUUGAUACCGCUUCCGAUGGCCGAAGCACAUAUUUUGAUACUUUGCUGAGCACCAAAAACACAAAGAUGUACCACAAGCUGAGCCGCGAGGCGCUUGUUGACGAAGCUCUGGCUUUGUGUUUUGCAGGCACCGACACAACCAGCUUUGGCCUGACCUUCGGCACUUACUACUUGCUCAGGCAUCCUGACAAGUUGGAUAAGGUGCUUGAAGAGUUGAAGACUGUUGACACCAACUCAGAGGGUCUUUAUGAGUACCGUGACAUCAGCAGCCUACCUUAUUUGAGCGCGACUAUCAAGGAGAUUUUGCGUCUCUCCUCUCCAGUACCUGGCAUCAUCCCGAGAAGAGUCCCCAAAGGCGGCGCCACUGUUGACGGCUACUAUCUUCCGGAAGGAACAACUGUCUCGCAGACUCUCCGCACUAUUCAUGACAACCCUGAUCUAUUCGCCGAGCCUGAGAAAUUCAUUCCAGAACGUUGGCUCGGAGAACAGGGAUGGGCGUUGGAGAAGUAUUUCGUUCCAUUCAGCAAGGGACCGCGAUCCUGUUUGGGCAUGAAUGUUGCUUAUGUUGAGAUGUACCUCAGCAUCGCAAACUUCUUCAGCCGGUUCGACAUGAGUCUUUACAAGACAGACGAGACGACAGCAAUCUGGAUUGACAGUGCUGCAGCCAGGAUCUGGAAACCUAUCAGAGUCAAGAUUGACUCCAUCAAAUAA
This is a messenger RNA of Colletotrichum chrysophilum, 1470 nucleotides long. RefSeq lists its product as uncharacterized. The transcript is spliced from 7 exons. The record is from RefSeq and is a predicted model, not a curated record. NCBI's taxonomy places the organism in Eukaryota, Fungi, Ascomycota, Sordariomycetes, Glomerellales, Glomerellaceae. Gene Ontology annotation, molecular function: iron ion binding; oxidoreductase activity, acting on paired donors, with incorporation or reduction of molecular oxygen; monooxygenase activity. Bases 1 to 1470 code for a protein of 489 amino acids.